AUGUACAGCACAAACGGCGCAACACGCGCCCUGUACUCCAACACACGGCGAUUUUCAACUGCGACCCGACUCCUAGCAUCCUCAGGCCUCAAGAUAAACCCCGAGAGACUAUGGAAUACAUUACACGAGACUUGCAAAUGGGGCGCUACCCAUCGCUAUGGCGACGGCCCAACUGACACAGGUAUGGCUCGUCUAACCCUCACCGACGACGAUGCCAGUGUGCGCAAGUGGUUUGCCACUGAAGUUCAGAAGCUGGGUUGCACUCUCUCCGUGGAUCAGAUGGGCAACAUGUUCGCGCGCCAGUCAGGUCGACUGAGCUCCCCUGUUCCAAUGAUCGCAAUGGGAAGCCAUUUGGAUACCCAGCCUCGCGGUGGUCGAUAUGAUGGUAUUCUUGGUAUUAUGGCUGCGCUGGAAGUUUUGCGAACCAUGAAAGAGAGCAAAUUCCAGACCAAUUAUGAUGUCGGCGUCGUUAACUGGACCAAUGAGGAGGGAGCUCGCUUCCCUAUGUCCAUGUGCUCCUCAGGUGUCUGGGCUGGAGCCAUCCCUAUCCAGAAAGCUUGGGAUCUACGUGAUAUCCACGAUCCCGACGUCACUCUUCGCUCCGAGCUUGAAAGACAUGGAUAUCUCGGUGACAUCUCUUGCUCUAGCGAUCCGGCCACCGGGUACCCACUCGGAGCCCAUUUCGAAUUGCAUAUUGAACAGGGACCGAUCCUGCCAGAGACUGGCCGGUCAAUCGGUGUUGUUCGCGGAGCUCAAGGAUACAGAUGGUUGACCAUGACGGUGCACGGAAAGGAUGCGCACACUGGAACGACGCCUUUCAGUGCCCGUCAAGACCCAUUGCUCGCAUCCUCCAGGAUGAUUGCCGCUUCCCACGAUAUCGCCAAGAAGCACGAUGCGUUGGCGUCUACUGGCAUUAUCAGAGUCCCUUCCAACGCAUCCACAAACACUGUCUCAUCGCAAGUGACUUUCACACUUGACAUCCGUCACCCGCAGGAUAGUGUGGUGCACGCUGUGCAGGAUGAAUGUCUCAGGGCUUUCGACGCUAUUGCAGCCCAGGAUGGAAAGGGCGUUUGGUUCGACUGGACAUUAGACACUGACUCUCCGGCUGUGGAGUUCGACCACAACUGUGUGGCGUCUAUCCAGGCUGCCGCAAACCAGCUCGUUGGCCGAGAGAAGUCCAUGCUCAUGACCAGUGGUGCAGGUCACGACACUGUCUACACUAGCAAGCACUGUCCCUCGGCAAUGAUCUUUGUCCCCUGCAAGGAUGGAGUCAGUCACCACCCAACUGAAUAUUGCAGCCCGCAAGACUGGUAG
Messenger RNA from Penicillium arizonense, 1314 nucleotides. Its product is annotated as M20 family metallo-hydrolase. The transcript has 3 exons. NCBI's taxonomy places the organism in Eukaryota, Fungi, Ascomycota, Eurotiomycetes, Eurotiales, Aspergillaceae. The record is from RefSeq and is a predicted model, not a curated record. Bases 1 to 1314 code for a protein of 437 amino acids. Gene Ontology annotation, molecular function: hydrolase activity, acting on carbon-nitrogen (but not peptide) bonds, in linear amidines.